Molecule: messenger RNA, 2273 nt
Organism: Argentina anserina (silverweed cinquefoil)
Lineage: Eukaryota; Viridiplantae; Streptophyta; Magnoliopsida; Rosales; Rosaceae
Product: tricyclene synthase EBOS, chloroplastic-like
Exons: 7
Coding region: 71-1798 (575 amino acids)
Biological process (GO): diterpenoid biosynthetic process
Molecular function (GO): terpene synthase activity; magnesium ion binding
Source: RefSeq, a predicted model, not a curated record
CUUCUAGCUAGCUUGUUGUCUAGUUGUUCCAUUAUAGUAGAGAUCGAUCAGUUACCCAAAGCCUCUUCCAAUGUCUGCCCUAAGUUUGGCCAACAGAGGUAGCAUUGCUACUCAAACUUCCAAUCUAGAUGUUCAAAGAAGGAAAGCAGAUUACAAGCCAAGCAUUUGGAGCUACGAGUAUCUUCAUUCGUUAAGGACUGAUAAUUGUAAUCAUGAAGAACUAUACGAUAUUAAUAAUAGGUGGAAGCCGAUGGAGGAGGUGGUGAAACAUAUGAUUGAUCAGGAUGGUGAUGCGCGGUCAGUAGAGACUACUCUUGAAUUGAUUGAUGACAUCCAACGAUUAGGGUUGGGACACCGAUUCGAGGGCAGUAUAACAGGAGCCCUUGAUAAAAUUAUGAAGAAUCUUGACCAGAUUACAGACAAAGAUACUCCAAGUCUCCACCUCACUGCUCUCAGCUUCCGGCUCCUUCGCCAGCAUGGUUUUACAGUCUCCCUAGAUGUCUUCAAAGUUUUCACGGACUGCGACGGCAGCUUCAAGGAUGGGCUUUGCAAAGAUGUCAAAGGAAUGCUGAGUCUCUACGAAGCUUCAUUCCUUGGUUUUGAAGAAGAAAGCAUCUUAGAUGAGGCCCGUGCAUUCACCAGCAUGACUUUGAAGAACUUGAGCAGGUUGCAAGAUACUCCAGGAAAUGGUGUAUCAGAGAAAGUGAGUCAUGCAUUGGAGAUGCCAUUGCACCACAGAAUGCAAAGAUUAGAAGCUAGACGGUACAUUGAGGCAUACAAUAAAAGUGCAGGUGCAAACCAGGUUCUACUUGAACUUGCCAAGCUAGAUUACAAUGCCGUGCAGCAAGCAUACCAAACAGAUCUUAAGGACAUGUCAAGAUGGUGGAAGGACAUAGGGUUAGCAAAGAAGUUGUCCUUCAGCAGAGACAGAUUGAUGGAGUGCUUCUUUUGGUCAGUUGGUAUAGUGUUUGAACCUCAACUCAGCAAUCUCAGAAAAGGGAUAACUAAAGUCAGUGUUCUAAUCACCAUAAUUGAUGAUGUCUAUGAUGUUUAUGGUACUUUGGCGGAGCUAAAGCUAUUCACAUCUGCUGUUGAAAGAUGGGAUGUGAAUGCUGUGGAAAUUCUCGCAGACUACCAGCUGAAGAUCUGUUUCCUUGCUCUCUAUAACACUGUGAACGAAAUGGCUUAUGAAACUUUGAAGGAGCAAGGAGUGGACGUCCUUCCUUACUUGAAAAAAGCUUGGGCUGAUCUGUGCAAAGCUUUCCUAAAGGAGGCAGAGUGGAGUCACAACAAGUACACACCCACAUUUGAAGAAUAUAUUGCCAAUGCAUGGAUAUCAUCAUCUGCAGCGCUCAUUUUGGUCCACACAUACUUUCUACUGAAUCAAAAUAUCUCAGAUGAAGCACUUGAAUGCUUAGAGAAUCACCACGAUCUCUUGCGUUGGCCUUCUCUUAUUUUGCGGCUCUCAAACGAUUUGGCUACUUCAGAGGCAGAACUAGAGAGAGGUGAAACAGCAACAUCAAUAUCCUGCCUCAAAGGUGGAGGUUGUGUUGGGGAUGUGGAAUCAGCUCGCAAAUAUAUUAGUAAUUUGAUUGAGAAUAGUUGGAAGAAGAUGAACAAAGAUGGACAAUUAUUUGGUGCUAGUAGUACUUCUUCUCCAUUUACAAAGGAAUUUGUAGCAGCAGCAACAAACCUUGCUCGGAUUGCCCAAUGCAUAUACCAAUAUGGAGACGGGAUUGGUGCCCCGGACAAAAUAGUGAAGAACCGGAUCCUAGCAGUGAUUCUACAACCCCUCUAAGGGAAUGAAGCUCUUAUAAUUCCUCUGAGGAAAAAAGUAGAUGCAACCCCGAAUUGGUUGAGAUCGAAAUAGAGAAUCACCUACAUGUUCAGAUAUAUUAUCCAGUGUCCCAUUAAAUUUCAGGUCUUGUCAAAUGAAAUUUGUUAACAUCAAUACAUUAACAGUUCAAAAAAAAAACAUCAAUAAAUUAAAGCUGUGUUCUCAAAUUUGUUUAAUAAUUUUUCUAGAGAAAAAAGGUGAACGCCCCGGCAACAGAUAGCGGAUGCAAACGAGGGCCUUUUCUCUAAGCCCAUUGAAUUUAGAGAGCCCAAAAAUAAGUGUAAGCUCCAGAGUCCAGACAAUUUGUAUCUUCUUCGUGCGGGAUUUUAACUGAUCUGAAAUUAGGUACUCAAUCCAGACAAUUCUGUGUAUGAGUUUUCAUCUUUCUAAUAUCAAAUAAAAUCCAGCACGAAGAUUCCUAAUCAUGUAGUAACAA